Procambarus clarkii (red swamp crayfish) is the source of this 1254-nucleotide messenger RNA. RefSeq names its product GATA zinc finger domain-containing protein 14-like. The record is from RefSeq and is a predicted model, not a curated record. Lineage: Eukaryota; Metazoa; Arthropoda; Malacostraca; Decapoda; Cambaridae.
AUGACAAACACCAACAAAGACAAACACCAACAAAGACAAACACCGACAAUGACAAACACCAACAAAGACAAACACCAACAAAGACAAACACCAACAAAGACAAACACCAACAAAGACAAACACCAACAAAGACAAACACCAACAAGGACAAACACCAACAAAGACAAACACCAACAAAGACAGACACCAACAAAGACAAACACCAACAAAGACAAACACCAACAAAGACAAACACCAACAAAGACAGACACCAACAAGGACAGACACCAACAAGGACAAACACCAACAAGGACAAACACCAACAAGGACAAACACCAACAAAGACAAACACCAACAAAGACAAACACCAACAAAGACAGACACCAACAAAGACAGACACCAACAAAGACAAACACCAACAAAGACAAACACCAACAAAGACAAACACCAACAAAGACAGACACCAACAAGGACAGACACCAACAAGGACAAACACCAACAAGGACAAACACCAACAAGGACAAACACCAACAAAGACAAACACCAACAAGGACAAACACCAACAAAGACAAACACCAACAAAGACAAACACCAACAAAGACAAACACCAACAAGGACAAACACCAACAAAGACAAACACCAACAAAGACAGACACCAACAAAGACAGACACCAACAAAGACAGACACCAACAAAGACAAACACCAACAAAGACAAACACCAACAAAGACAAACACCAACAAGGACAAACACCAACAAAGACAAACACCAACAAAGACAAACACCAACAAAGACAGACACCAACAAAGACAGACACCAACAAAGACAAACACCAACAAAGACAAACACCAACAAAGACAGACACCAACAAAGACAGACACCAACAAAGACAAACACCAACAAAGACAAACACCAACAAAGACAGACACCAACAAGGACAGACACCAACAAGGACAAACACCAACAAAGACAAACACCAACAAAGACAGACACCAACAAGGACAAACACCAACAAGGACAAACACCAACAAGGACAAACACUAACAAAGACAAACACCAACAAAGACAAACACCAACAAAGACAGACACCAACAAGGACAAACACCAACAAGGACAAACACUAACAAAGACAAACACCAACAAAGACAAACACCAACAAAGACAGACACCAACAAAGACAAACACCAACAAAGACAAACACCAACAAAGACAGACACCAACAAACACCUCCCCAACAAAGACAGACACCUCACAGUUCCUCACAAGUGUGUGCUAG